Messenger RNA from Pungitius pungitius (ninespine stickleback), 6850 nucleotides. RefSeq names its product purine-rich element binding protein Ab (gene purab). Lineage: Eukaryota; Metazoa; Chordata; Actinopteri; Perciformes; Gasterosteidae. Gene Ontology annotation, cellular component: nucleus. The coding region runs from base 503 to 1351 and encodes 282 amino acids. The record is from RefSeq and is a predicted model, not a curated record. Gene Ontology annotation, molecular function: DNA-binding transcription factor activity, RNA polymerase II-specific; purine-rich negative regulatory element binding; RNA polymerase II transcription regulatory region sequence-specific DNA binding. The transcript has a single exon. Gene Ontology annotation, biological process: regulation of transcription by RNA polymerase II.
UCAGAAAUUUCUCUUUCACCCCUCUCUCUAUAUAUAGAUAUCCGUGCCUUUGUCUUCUGCCACAGGACCUGUUCGAGUUCGCUGUCCGUGGUGCUGAAACACCCAGUGCGAUAAUGAUCAGGUAUGACUACAGUUAGGACUUCUUAGACAGGAUUCAGACAGGUGUGACCUUUACGCACUUUCGUUUCUAUCCGUCUUUCUAUCCACUCGGCCAUCUAUAUUGAUGUCAGUGCUGCAGUGUUUUAGGCUCACGUGGGUGGGGGGGUUCACUUCCAGUUGCGAUAUGAGGCUCCACUGUCGGCGGAAGGGAGAAUCCUGUCAAACAGCGCGAGUGUCUUGAACGCAGCCCGUUCGCAGUACUACAGUUAAACCAGCUACAGUUACUUUCAUUUUUUCACCCUCUCUUCUCGUCUCGCGAUAGAGCGGCGGAGUGGUUUGACGGGCGGUCGAGGUUGCAGCAGGCAGAGGGAGACGGUGGAAGGUAAAGCAGGGAGGCAGCAUCAUGGCGGACAGAGACAGUGGCAGUGACCACGGAGGGCCCACCGCGGGCCCCGGCUCGUUGCCUCCGGGUGCGAUGGGCGCCAUGUCGCGUCUGCAGCACGACACGGAGGAGCUCGCCUCCAAGCGCGUCGACAUCCAGAACAAGCGCUUCUACCUCGACGUGAAGCAGAAUGUUAAAGGCCGCUUCCUAAAGAUAGCCGAGGUCGGGGCUGGAGGAAACAAGAGCCGCCUCACUCUCUCCAUGUCGGUUGCCGUGGAGUUCCGCGAUUAUCUCGGGGACUUUAUCGAACACUACGCCCAGCUGGGCCCGACUAAUCCGGACAUAGUGCAGGAUGAGCCCCGGCGGGCGCUCAAGAGCGAAUUCCUGGUGCGAGAGAAUCGGAAAUAUUACAUGGAUCUGAAAGAGAACCAGAGGGGGCGGUUCCUAAGGAUCCGACAGACCGUUAAUCGGGGGCCCGGAUUGGGAAGCGCGCAAGGCCAGACCAUCGCUCUGCCGGCGCAGGGUCUCAUCGAGUUCCGCGACGCUUUGGCCAAACUCAUCGACGACUACGGCGUGGACGAGGAGCCGGCGGAGCUCCCGGAGGGCACCUCGCUCACGGUCGACAACAAGCGCUUCUUCUUCGACGUGGGCUCCAACAAGUACGGCGUCUUCAUGCGCGUCAGCGAGGUGAAGCCCACGUACCGGAACUCCAUCACGGUUCCGUGCAAAGUGUGGUCCAAAUUCGGCAACACCUUCUGUAAAUACGCGGAGGAGAUGAGGAAGAUCCAGGAGAGGAAUAGAGAGAAACGGGCCUCCGAACUGCUACCUGAGGGCCCGCACGGAGCAGAAGAUGACGGCGACGAUGACUGACGCGGAUCUUAAUAAGAGAGCAGACAUGAAACAACAAAGACUUAACUGAACUCUGAGAGAAAAGGAGACUAUUAACUGUAUAAUAGAAAGAUAAUUUCCAAGGGAAUCACCCCAAACACACAACCUCCACAGACAUGGCAGCAUGUCUGCCGUCUCCUCGCUCAUUUUACUGGAUGUCCCCCCCCCCCCCCCUACACUUACCACCAUGUAACAGUAAGCCGCUGCUAUCAAGGAUCGAACUGUAAGAUAUGAACUGUUUCCUACUUGAUUUAAAUGACAAUGAACAGAGUGUUUAUAUCUCAAAUGACAGAUUUGCACACAUCAAAGCUAUUUCGAAAAAUAUAAUGUUUAAUUGUUUUCACCCUGGUGAUAUGCUAAGAUUGAAUCAAAAGUAAAAGCAGAGGUAUAUUAUAUAAAAUGACAGUCUUCUCGUAGAACGAAUAUUUGACAUCAGCACAAAGAGAAUAUAUUAUGGAAUUUAUGAAACCAAAAUCGGAGUUUAUUUUAAAGGUACGCAGAGUAAAUAUGACAGCGCUCUAAACAUGUAUGAAUUGCAGCACUACAGGCCUGUAAACACCUGUUAGCAUGUGUGUAGGCCUGUGUUUUGGAGAGAAGUUUGGUAGAGAAGGCUUUGGACUUUCAUUUGACCUAAAGCCUGCAGGCCAAUGAAGGUAUUUCUAUCAUGCCAUUAUGGAACGGUUUGGAACAAAAAUAAAAAGCCUAUUUUGCAGGUCUCAAACCAACGGCAUAAAUCUAUAUCUGAGCUAUUGAAUAUCAACUUUUGCACCAUGCCCAUAAAAACUUAAUCAAAAAAAAGUGCUAACUUAGAUGUACUAAUUAUGAUUUUGUGAAUCAGCUGUAAAAAGAAGAAAAAAAACCUCCUUAAGAUUCCCACGUUUUCUGUGGGUUAAGUUCUUUUCUUUGUUACCUUGUUGUUUUCUUCCCUCUGGGGGACGGUGGGGGAUGCAAAAGGAUAAGGUUCACCUGUGGGAGCGCAAGACGCGGAAACUAAAAAAAUAUUAAAAGCACGCGUCUGCGCGUGGCGAGGCAACUCUUCCUCUCUGACGUCAUUACGACCCGUGCCUUAUACACUCCACUCGUUUACGUGUUCUCACGUGGAUGGUCCGUGACCUCGACCGCUGUACGUUUUUAUUUACGAGUGCUGUUAUGCCGGCCCAAUUCUAUACUCACCUGGGCUGGAGCAUUGGGUGGCAACACCAAGCGGAAAGGCAGCUGGGAGCUUGUUGGGGGCUGGGGGGGGGGGGGCGGGACCAUUAUGGUGUGCAGAAACCAAGCUCCAGAGCUAGAGCGAGGCCCCUUCACAAAGAUAAGGCUGUGGCUGUACUUACACUUUGAUAACUAGGGAUGGGGGCGGGGGGUCGGCGGGGAAGUUGUAUCGUGCCCUCUGUAGAGUAGAGCGGUCUUCUCCAGAGAACAGGAGAGUGACCCCCCGGGUGUACCGCUGGGCUUCAGCAUGCAGAUUCAUGGGGAGCCAGUAGGGGUGGUUUUUGCACACCAUUUGCGCCAUGUUUUCAAAAAACAGCAACAACAACUAGAAAAAAUAUGAAAUCAGGAGUGGCUGGGUGAGGCUAUCGGUCAGAGCUGAGCUGGAUGCUGUUGAAGAGUCAGGCGCGCAGCCAGCCAGGUCGGCCAGCCGGCCGUGCCAUGCCGCCGAGUCUGAGUGCAGCUUAGAGGACGUAGAGGCCGAUGGGUGCAGAGCCAAGGCAGUAUCUAUCCCUUUAUGGUGCUACAGCCCCUCCAUCGCUCCUUCGGGGCCUCGCCACUCAGAACAUGUUACUUUUGCAUUAUUUUUCUCCUGAAAGUUCUUUUUUUCCACAUUAUGUUGUCCAGAACGAGUCGGGUGUCUGUCUUUCCGGGCAGAGAGGAGGCGACCGACUAGUGCAGGACGUCUCAUAUUAGUGUGCAAUAUUGUGUGCGUGCCAAUCGCGGCAUUGCGUCACCUGUAUAGACUAUUAAUAGACGGGAAAAAUGUAUAGGCUGUGUGAUCGGUAGAUAUUUGAACGCAUGACAAAGAGGUUGAUGCAUCUGCAUUAUAUUUACAAAAUGUGAAGUCUUUCUUCUCUUGCACUUUGGUCAAAGUGAAAAAAAAGUUCAGACUCGUAAUGAGAUAUUUUCCUGUCAUGUUCUGUAAACCAGUAGGCUGCCUCGUCGGCCUAUUAGUGCACGUAGACUAGUGAGGGUGUUUUUACGUCUUCUUACGAGGGUCACCCCGGAGAAAAAAAACCCCUUUCCCUCCUCGUUCCUCUCCCAACACACACACACACACACACACACACAGACACAGCCUCAGACUGUCCAUGUCCUCCGCCCUGCAGGGACCCACACAGGAGUAGAGUGGUAUCUUGGGUCCCCGGGUGGCCGACACACACACCUCCGUAGGCUCCCCGUUGAGGCCCCUUGUCGCUAUUUGGAUGUUUGCAAGGCCUCUAGAGGAACUUGAAUGGUUUUAGGACUGCACAAGGCCUCCUGUCAAGAGUAGCCAGGGCACUGUUUGUUAGGAGCCUGAGUGCGUUCUGGGAUUGCCUAUCACAGGACAGGCGAACCACGAUCUCUGCCUUUGCUUGUCUGCGGUUUUCAACUGAGCUAGGCGAUAGUCACCGGCCAGCAAAUGGGCCCAAAGCACAGAGGAGUUUGUUGUUUUUACAACGAGGAUCACAAUCCCUCCCUCUUGUUGGUGGACUGAUAUUAGGUAUGCUCUCAAGCUCAUGACUCAAAGUGUGAAAGAAAAGGCCUUGGCUCAUUGUCCCUGCGGUAAUGAGCUAACACUGAGGUGCUAGAUCACUAAUAUCAAUAUGCUGUGUGGACAGUUCACCUAUCAGCUUCAGUGAAAGCAGGAUCUGGUGCAGCUGAGCGGGGGGGGGGGGGGGGGGGCAUGAAGGAGGAAUAGGCUGUGGAUUGCAGUGUUAGGGGCCUCAGCUGGACCAACGCUGGCAAUGUGGUUAAGGCCCGGGCCUGGCAGACGUGUGUGAUAGCCGAGGCUACGCUGACGCAGGAUUAGCCGCUCUGAUCAGCAGAUCUAUUCAAUCGUUUGCUUCUGAAAAGUUGGUCCGUGUUAGAUUUUUCAUGACGGCAGAGAAUUCCGAGAAUUCUUUUGCGCGCAGGACGUUUUGGCCCAGGUUUGUCCCCGAGUGUUGGUGAGAGGCCCGGUGAAGCCUGGCACUGUUGACUGUUGGGGCCUAGCAGCAGCAGCAGCCUACCCAGACCCACCGACCCGGCUUAGGCCUUGUCUUUUUGUUUUGGAGAAGAACAGUGAGUCUCUGUGCCCUGUUAGGGGGAUGACUGCUUUUCCUCACAACUGCCCUUUGAAUUAUAAAAAGCUUAUUUCCAUUAAACACACAUACAUGCCGCCCAUGUCCAUGUGCAAGCAACGGACAUCUGAGGUCAAUCUGAGCUCUCCCUGAGCUCAACAUGAAUCUGAAUCUGAAUUUAGGCCUCCGGGAGGCUUCUGGUUCAUGAACAUGAAAUACAAACCCUUUUUUUCUCUUUUUAUUUAACGGCCAAAUAUAAGAAGAGCCUGAGCCUGCUCAUGGAGAUCACUUUGUGAGUGCCUCCCUCUGUGAAACACACUUAUUUUUUGAGAGAUUAAAAAGCAUGUUGUUGAGUUACUGGGUGUAAUCACCAGGUGAUACUGGGUCAGAUGUGCUUAUACUUCUGCUGGUCGUAGUUCUAUUAAGUUACAGAUAAAAGAGGCUCUUGUGAUUUUGCUGAAGACAAGUGUGAUCCAAUCCGAUUUCUCUGUUUAUGAGAAGUCACCCGGUGUCGUGACAGAACCCGGAGUGACCUUGCAGCCAUGUUGUGCCCCCCCCCCCCCCGUUACUCAAAUGCAAAAUGGUAGGCAGAUUUAUUCAUCUUGUUUUCUGUGUACGGCGUCAGCGGUCAAGCCGUGUGCUCACCUCGGUGGCUCUGGCUAAGUUCAGUGAACAUUGGCGAUGGUACACUGAGGCUGUUGGAUAAGAAUGAUGUUCUAAUUUACCAUACCGCGGCAGCCAUCGUAGCAAUCCUUAAUCAUGAUGUAAUGCUGCCUUUUGUGACUUUAUCAAUGCAGUGUUUUGUCAAAUUGUAUAGAAUUGAGCUUAUUUUCGGUGCUCUAACGCCAUGCUACCAGACCAUUCAAGACACGUUUUGACUAAUAGAACUCAAAAAUAACUCAAAAGUGCAGCCGUAACUACUUGUUGCAUGUCCUCAAAGUCCGAUUGCUAUGAUGGCUCCGGCCACUUCUCCCUCCGGCCUUUAAGGGGGAGAUUAUUCAUGUUGUUGACUGCAUUCAAAACAGCUGCAUGUACACGAGAGACAAUGGCAAACGUCCACUAUUACCGAGCUAAAACAGACUGGACUUCCGGAAAACCAAAUGUGCUCUGUUUCUGGUUUCAGUGUUGUAUUCUCUCAUUGGUUCCUGGCUGACCACCCAGCCAAUCGCAGCCGCUGGUCAAAGCCAAGCAGCGUGUGACUCAUCACAAACCCGCGGACAGUGGAGCUCAUUCUGCACGUCUUCUUUUUAUGCUCACGCACCGAUUAGCAGGGUCCAUCGUGUUUGCAGACUGUACAGGCUGCUGUUGUUACAGAGACAGGCUUUCAACGUUUUCGCAGACGUUGGGAACUCGAUCGUGGAUUUUAAAGGGUGGGGUCAAUGCACAAUGAACAUAUCCCAUGUCACCGUUUGGUCUAAGUCCCUUUACCAUCCCCAUAUGAGAUAAUAUGUAUGUAUCUUUCAAAAAUAUUUUAUCUGUGGUGUGUGUGUGUGUGUGUGUGUGUAUAUAUAUGUAUAUAUAUACAUAUAUAUGCAUAUAUAUAUGGUUUGUUAUAUAUGAUGCUCCUCCUUUCAGAAAAAUAUAACAUGUAUACAGGAAAAACAUAUUGCUGUUUAUUUCCUUUGUAUUUUAUACUUACAGAAAGCAUUGAAUAAAAAUGGAUAAAUACUUGCACUUUAGAUAUAUUAAGAAAAAUAAAAAUUCUGCAUAUUAUUUUUGAUAGGGAUCUCACAUUCAAAGAGUAUAAAUUAAAGGCUUUGUGACUAUUGCUGGACAGAGAUGUAUUGAGUUCUACUUAUUGAUUAUAUUUUGUCUGUGUGUCAGAAGGUUUACUAAAGUAAGUUGCAUGAUAAAGUAGUGCUACACCGAUAGUGUUCUUUUUUUAGUUGGUAAAAAUUGUCUGAAAACUGUGAUAACAACCCUCUUGUGUCAUGAUUAUGCUCUCCUAAUCCCUCCUAGAAUAUUUCUUACUGAAAUAUGGCCUUUCCUGACUACAUGACGAUGGUGCUUACUUUGGCUUUGACAUCAAGCUCAUCCUAUACAUCUCAGAACAUAACUCACGUCCUUACACUUCAUUACUUUCUUUUAUGUACUAUCACUACCUUAUUAAAUUUCUGUUGAUGGCAAAAAAAAAGAAGUGUGCUGUUUUGUACAUUGCUGUUUGUUUUAAUGUUGGGGGAGCCUUGUUGUCUGAAAAAUGACUAAUCGCGCAAUAAAAGGUCAUUCCACA